Molecule: messenger RNA, 1449 nt
Organism: Aegilops tauschii subsp. strangulata
Lineage: Eukaryota; Viridiplantae; Streptophyta; Magnoliopsida; Poales; Poaceae
Source: RefSeq, a predicted model, not a curated record
AUGGUGGGAGCGAAAUCGAGCUCCAUCUCCAAACAGAAAACGAAAAUCGACAAGACGGCUACUCGGGAGGAGAAGCAACAGAUGGAGAACAAGGAGAUGCAAGGGACCCUGUCGACACACGAGGAUAAGGAGAAGGAGGUGCAGGGCGAGAUGGAGGGAGGCGAAUCGAGCUCCAUGAUCUCCAAGCGGCAGAUCAGGAAGCUCUGUCAGGAAUUGCGAGCGACAUUGGAUUACCUGAGUCUGGACAUCGAGCCAGCAGCCCCGCUAAGGGAGCCAACGGAAGACGGCACCGGCGAGGGGACAAUCCACGCCAUCUUGGAGCAGUUCGAGGAUCUGCGCGGCCGCAUCUCCAGGCUGAGGCGGAAGCUGCUGCCUUUCAAGGAGAGGUACGAGGAGGAGCUGGCCAGGCGGGACACGUACGAGGGUCUGGACGAGGAAGAGAAGGCGAGGAAGAAGAUGGACAAGGAAGAGAAGUUGUUCGACAGCUACCGCCAAGGCACCGAGUUCUCAUCCCGCCGCGUCACCUUCACGCAGCAGACCACGUUGAGCCCCAUGCACUUCACGCACUGCACGCCCGGACUGCCCCUACCCUACAAUGCUGAGACGGAAGGGGUCAGCGUGCAGGUCUACUCUUUCAAGAUCACCGAGAUCAGGUGCGACCUGCGUUGGCCGCUCCAAGUGUAUGGCGUCGUCGCCGCACGAGACAACUCGGACCGCAAGCGCAACAUCAUCUUUGAUCGGCCAAGGCACGACUGCCAGAAGCUCACCUCAGAUGAUCCCUUUUUGCGCUUGACCGGCCCGUCUCGGGCGAUUAUGGCUCUGAGCCCCGUUGACUUUGAGGUCCAGCUGAAACUUAAGGGCGCGACAGAGUGUGAAGACAGAUCACUGAUGAACCGUAGAAAACAUUACAUAGGUAGUACUAGUGAUACUCUCACCUUUGAAAACUGCCUUUGCACAGCGGAGUUAAGAGUGGAGAGACUUUCUGGUUCGGUCCAAGCCACUUUCGUGAGUGUCCGCGUCGUCCGUGGAGGUCCAUGGCCUUUUGAAUACGGAGGCCGGAUUGCUUGCUCCUCACCACCUCACGAAGUUGUGUGCGUGGAUCCUAAAGGCAUUGCAGAAGUUGUUGAUAACUCUUCAUGCUUCCAAGUUGUGUUGCUAGAUUCUCGCGACUGUGUGUGUGGAAAAAUGCCAGUUGGCAAAUAUGGUUUCCUCGAUCUGUCAAGACGGUUUGUUUCUGUCCAACUACGGAAAGAGAACUCCCGACAAUUCAAAGAUAGCCUGAAAGUUUUCUUUCAAGCCUACUCAAAGUCUGGUGGUAUUGCUGCACAAGCUGAUGUCAAGAUCAGGCCCAAGACUUGCAACAUAAGUCAGCACACUUGCGAUCUUGGUGGCUCUAAGGUGGAGAUUACCGUUGCUUGGUCAGCCAUUGUUAGGACCGACCUAUGUUAG